Messenger RNA from Benincasa hispida (wax gourd), 1865 nucleotides. RefSeq names its product ethylene-responsive transcription factor RAP2-12-like. Gene Ontology annotation, biological process: ethylene-activated signaling pathway; regulation of DNA-templated transcription. Gene Ontology annotation, molecular function: DNA-binding transcription factor activity; DNA binding. The record is from RefSeq and is a predicted model, not a curated record. Lineage: Eukaryota; Viridiplantae; Streptophyta; Magnoliopsida; Cucurbitales; Cucurbitaceae.
UGUUAAGACUUGACAGAAGUUUUGGAGCAGUUGUGAAAGAAAAAGCGCAAUCUUCCAAGAAUUUGGAAAACAACAAAAAGAAGAAAAGGAAAAUUGCAAGUUGAAGUUCCAAAUUGGAGAACAAACGUAAUAAUUACAAGUGGAGGAGCUUCUGUAAUUCAUGGUGUACACUGAGGGUAUGCCCGUAUUUCCCUUCAACUCCACUCCACUCUAUUGCAUUUUUGUUUCUUCUUCUUGAACAUAUCACUCACAAUCCCAAAAAUCUUGUUCCAACUUUCACUCUACUUGCCAAACCCAUCUGAAGAAUCCUUUCCAGUUCUCUGUCACAUUCAUUUUCCGGUUUUCUUUUUGUGUUGAAUCUGAGGAAGAACGAUGUGUGGAGGUGCCAUCAUUUCUGAUUUUAUUCCACCGUCACGCUCUAACCGGGUCACCGCCGAUCACCUUUGGCCGAAUUUGAAGAAACCUAAAUCAGGGAAACAUUCGCCCGCUAGGUCUCUCAGGUCGCGGAUCUUCGAUGUUGAUGAUUUUGAGGCUGAUUUCCAGGACUUCAAGGAUGAGUCUGAUGUUGAUCAAGAUGAAGAUCACUUCUCGGAUAUUAAACCCUUCCUUUUCUCUGCUCCUAACUCCGCCUGCUCUUCCACUCGCGGAUCAAAUGCUAUAAAAUCUGUGGAGUUCAAUGGGCAAGCUGAGAAGUCCGCUAAUACUAAGAGGAAGAAUCAAUAUAGGGGAAUAAGGCAGCGUCCAUGGGGUAAGUGGGCUGCUGAAAUCCGAGACCCCAGUAAAGGGGCCCGUGUAUGGCUUGGUACUUUCAACACUGCAGAAGAAGCUGCAAGAGCAUAUGAUGCGGAGGCACGGAGAAUUCGAGGCAAUAAAGCCAAGGUGAAUUUCCCUGAUGAACCUUUGCCUAAUACCCAGAAGAGGAAAAACUCACAGAAAGUGAAACAACACAUCAAGGCGAACGUGAAAGCAAACCAACACCCAGAUCAGAACUACUACGAAACCACUGGCUUUCUGGAAGUAAAGCCUUCUACUGACCAACUUGGAUACAUGGACUCAUUCCCUGCUAGUAUGGAUUGUACUCCAUCUGACGAUAUGCUACUGUAUUUUAACUCAGAUGAGGGAAGUAACUCGAUUAGUUGUUCGGACUUUGGAUGGGCAGAUCAAGGAGUCAAGACACCUGAAAUCUCUUCUGUCUUCUCAGCUACUGACUCUCAGUUUACAGAGGAGAUGCAUCCAAUGAAAAAACUAAGGUGUAGUAGUCCUUCAGGGGAUGCCAUAACUGCUGAAGAAGUAGGUGCUAAGACGCUGUCAGAGGAGCUUUCUGUCUUUGAGUCCCAGAUGAAGGUUUUUCAGAUGCCGUACCUCGACGGGAACUGGGAUAAUUCAAUGGAAGCCUUUCUUGGUGGGGGUGCGACUCAAGAUGGUGGAAACUCAGUGGAUCUUUGGAGUUUUGAUGACCUCCCUGCUGUGGUUGGAGGAGAGUUUUAAGCAAAGGUUUCCUUUGCUGGCUGGUCCAUGUAAAUAAAGCUACAUGAAGUGGAUGUCACCGAUGAUUGCGACGACGUUCAAACAGUCAAUUGUGCCUGAGGCAAUUAAGGACAUGUUUAUGCUGUAGCUAAUGGGCCAGGAUUAUCAAGUUUAUUCAGGUAGCAUUACCUGGAAAACCUUAAAUCGGCGAUAGCCUUUCGUGUUAAGUCUGUAUCAACAAUAUGUUGUCUGUGUUGAUGUACCAUAAAACUAGGUUGCUGUCUUUGCUAUUGAUGUUUUUUACAUCAUGAAAUGACUAUCUGUAUGAAUUAAUGCACCGCAACUUUUUCUUUUCCAUGCUCAUAGUUUGACCAUUUUGGUUACACUAAUUAUCCAAA